Molecule: messenger RNA, 561 nt
Organism: Entamoeba histolytica HM-1:IMSS
Lineage: Eukaryota; Evosea; Mastigamoebida; Endamoebidae
Exons: 1
Coding region: 1-561 (186 amino acids)
Source: RefSeq, a predicted model, not a curated record
AUGAGUUGUUAUUUUCUUUUAUUUAUUAUUUCAUUUAUUUCAUUAAGUUUUGCAGAAGAAAAUAAAAAACUUAUUCCUGACAUUACAAUUAAAAAUACUCAACAAUAUAAUACUACAUUUAUUUAUCAAAUUAAUCCACUUCAAUUAGAUAAAAAUUCAAUGUAUGAAAUUAAAAUUCAUUCACUUGGAAGUAUUCCAACAAUUUAUGGAGUUUCAUUAUUUCAACCAAAACUUUAUUCUACUAAUACAACUUUCUUAGAUGAAUCUAAUUUACAAUUUAAAACUAAUAAUAAUGGUUGUGUUCUUUUUGAUAAUAAAACUGAAUGCAAUCCAUUUAUUUGUUAUGUUACUUUACUUUAUAUGGGACGUACUACUCAUAUUGAAGAAUUAAAUAAAGGAGUUACUUAUUUUAUUUCAAUGAAAAAAGGAAUAUUAGGAUUACCUGGUAAUGUCCCUCUUUUAAUUCUUCUUGGAAUAAUUUGUCUUCUCUUUGCUGGAUUUACUACUUUGUUUAUUAUUAAAUUUUUUACUUCUCUUGAAAAAGUAAACAAAACAAAUUAA